UACGGAAAAGUUACCCUUGUACGCAUUGCGAAAUUCAGUUUCCUAGUCCCUCAGAAUUGGAUGUCCAUGUCGAGACGAGUCAUCCUGAAAAGGUUUUGAAGUGUAAACUAUGUGAACGGACGUUUACGAGAAAUUAUAAUCUUACCCGGCACGAGAAAAUACAUAGAGAAGAAAAAUUGGAUUGUGUCGUGUGUAAUAGAAAAAUUGCGUCGAAAGAUUAUCUCAAGCUCCAUUUGCAGGAGCACGAGCUGAAAAUGAAAGACAAAUCUUUAUCCUGCCCAUUUUGUGAGAAAGGAUUUGCUAUUGCGGAGAACUUGGAGGCCCACAUUGAGUUUCAUGAGCAAUUAGAUGAAAGACCGUUUGCCUGUGACCUGUGCGAAGUCAGGUUUAGAUAUCAGGAACGACUUGAUAAGCACAAUGACAGUCAUGGAAGUGCCGAGGGAAAGAUUUACCCAUGUUCAUACUGUGAGAAAAAAUUUCACAGAAAAUUUAAUUUCAUUCGACACGAGAGGUCGCACACGCAUGGGCGAAGGAAACCAAAAGACCAUCCUAAAAAGAAAACUUCCUCCUGAAAAGCACAAUGAAGGCACAUGGAGCAGUAUUGUACAUAUAAGUAAAUAUAUACACGCACGCAACCUCUCACCGGCCCCAAGACAAAUUUACGGUGGGUUUAUUUACUUCCUGUGAAACGAAAGAUGAGACAUGGGUGUAAAUGCCAUGGCCAUUCGCCUUCGCCUCACUUCACAAUGUUUCAUCUUACAGGAAAUAAAGAAACCCACCGUAAAUUUUCCUUGAGGUCGGUGAGAGGUUGCUUGCGCGGAGUAAUACUUAAUUAAGUACACGAGUGUUUGUAUGCGAUAAGAAAUUAAAGAGUAGGAGCAAUAAAGAAUAUAAUUAUUAAAACUUA
Molecule: messenger RNA, 907 nt
Organism: Folsomia candida
Lineage: Eukaryota; Metazoa; Arthropoda; Collembola; Entomobryomorpha; Isotomidae
Product: zinc finger protein 75D
Exons: 5
Coding region: 255-572 (105 amino acids)
Cellular component (GO): nucleus
Source: RefSeq, a predicted model, not a curated record